Molecule: messenger RNA, 2658 nt
Organism: Artibeus jamaicensis (Jamaican fruit-eating bat)
Lineage: Eukaryota; Metazoa; Chordata; Mammalia; Chiroptera; Phyllostomidae
Gene: CDH26
Product: cadherin 26
Exons: 15
Coding region: 131-2371 (746 amino acids)
Biological process (GO): adherens junction organization; cell morphogenesis; multicellular organism development
Cellular component (GO): adherens junction; plasma membrane; catenin complex
Molecular function (GO): calcium ion binding; cadherin binding
Source: RefSeq, a predicted model, not a curated record
GGGACCACAGAGUGGCAGGGGAGACAGUCCAGCUGGGAAGGACGUGCCUGGCUCCAGGGGAGACCGCAGCCCAGGGAGACCCACCACCGCUGGCAGGCUCAGGCUCUCACGUCUUAGCAUUUCCUCCAUCAUGGGCUCCAGGGCACCCGCCCCCCUGCCACUCCUCGUGCGGCGGCGGCUGCUGCUGCUGCUGCUGCUGCUGCUGCUGCCACAGGUCAACCUCAUCAACAGCUCCCAACAAGAAAAUGAUCGUCGGGAGGAGCAAACGGAGGGAGACGGCCACCGGCCUCUACGGCGAUUCAAGAGAAGAUGGGUUGUCACCACCUUGGAACUGGAGGAGGAAGACUCGGGACCCUUUCCCAAGCUUGUUGGGGAGCUGUUCAACAACGUGUCCGACGACAGGUCUCUGGUGUAUUUGAUUAGUGGCCCCGGGGUGGACGAGUAUCCGGAGGUUGGCUUGUUUUCUAUAGAAGACCACGAGAACGGAAGGAUAUACGUCCACCGCCCUGUUGACCGGGAGAGGACACCAGCCUUUAUGAUUCACUUUGAUGUCGCCGACCGCUCGACAGGGAAGAUCAUGGACAGCUCCUUGAUCUUCAAUGUCAGGAUCCGUGAUGUGAACGAUCACGCCCCCCGCUUCCCCGCCGAGGAGUUUAACGUCAGCGUGAGGGAGGACCAUGCAGCAGGUCAACCUGUUUCCCAGUUGUCAGCAGUUGAUUUGGACCAAGAAAACACUCCAAAUUCUCAAGUCCUUUACUUCCUCGUUUCUCAAACACCGGUCCCUAAAGAAAGUGGCUUCAAGAUCGACCGGAACAGCGGAGAAAUACGACUCUUGGGAUGCUUAGAUUAUGAGACCACGCCUCGGUUUACACUGCUCGUCAGAGCGAGGGACUGCGGGGACCCACCCCUGUCGUCCACGGCUACGGUUCACAUCAGCGUUCAGGAUGGCAACAACCACAGGCCCACGUUCACCCAGGAGGAUUACGAGAUUCAGGUCCCUGAAGGCCAAGUCAGCCGGGAUGUGUUACGUCUCCGGGUGCAAGACGGUGACUCGCCAUUCACGUCGGCCUGGAGAGCGGAAUUCAACAUAUCCAGUGGCAAUGAAGAGGGGCACUUUGACAUUGUGACUGACCCUGAAACCAACGAAGGGGUCCUAAAUGUGAUCAAGGCUCUGGAUUACGAAGCCCACCCCUCCCGGAGCCUCCUCGUCCUGGUGGAGAACAAGGAGCCGCUCUUCUCCUGCGAGGGCCGUGAGCCUUGGAGGCUGGGGCCGGUGGCAGCGAGCGCCACAGUGAGCGUGCAGGUGCUGGACACCAACGACCCACCAGCCUUCCACCCUGGGAGCGUCGUGGUCAGCGAGGUUGAGGGCGCCAAGCCAGGAACCCAGCUGGGGAGUUUUAAGGCUACGGACCCAGACAGCAGCGGGGUCAGGUACCACCUGGCUCACGAUCCUGCCGGCUGGGUGGCCGUGGAUGAGCACUCGGGAGCGGUGGUCACCAGGGGGCAGAUUGACCGAGAGUCCCCCUAUGUGAAUGACAGCCUCUACACCGUCAUGGUGCAUGCCAUUGAUGACGGCCGCCCGCCGCAGACAGGCACGGGGACCCUGCUGCUCUUCCUGUCCGACAUCAACGACAACGCCCCGACCCUCCGCCCGAGCUCUCAGUACCUGGAGGUCUGCACGUCCUCCCGGACCGCGCCCCUCCUCAUCGAGGCGGAGGAUGGGGACCUGGAGCCCUACGCGGACCCCUUCACGUUUGAGCUGGACGCGACCUCGGGAAAUGCGGGAGGCGCGUGGAAACUGGGGGAAAGCCAGGGUCGGUCGGCUGAACUCUUGAUGCUGGAAAGCCUCCCCCCUGGGGACUACUUAGUGCCGCUUUUCAUCGGAGACCGGCAGGGACUGUCCCAGAAGCAGACCGUCCACGUGCGGGUCUGUCCCUGCCCUGGCGGGUCCACGUGUGUGGCGGAGGCAUCGCACGCAGGGCCGGGGCUCCUCCUGGGUGUCCUGACCCCUCUCUGUGUGGUGUUGCUGGCUCUGGCAGUUGCUCUGUUUUUCUUGCUGCGGCGUGGUUUUGGGGCUGGAGCCAAGAGGCACGGAUACUCGGUCCCUUAUGGGGAAGGCCAGCAGACCCUGAUCAGGUACAAUGAGGAGAGCAGAGCCCUGGCAGCCCCGGCUGCGGGGCACAGUGCACCGCCGUCGACAGUGACACAGCGGCUCCUGGGCCUGGGCGUGCUGGCGGAAGGAUCCGGGUCCGUGCCCCACAUCUACGCGGAGGAGGGGGAGUGCGAGCGGGCAGAGACCCUGAGCUCCCUCGCCGUCUCGGAGCAGACUCUGCCCCCGGGGCCGCUGGACUGGCUCAUCUCUGAGGCCUGAAGAGGGAAGCAGCAAAAACCCUCACAGCCCUGGAGGGUGUGCGUGCGGCUCCGUCACCCAUUGCCCAGGGCUCCGGGCCCCGAGAGAGAAGAACCGGCUCCAGAGGUGACCCGCCAACGGCCGAGCAGCUGUGCCUGCCACGUGGAAUGAUCCCGAGCAGAGUCUAGGACAUUUUCUGGGUGAUUCACGAAAACAGUAAUGUUUUCAGAGGUGUGGGUUUUGAGUCUGCUGUGACGGCAGGGACCCAAUAGGUGGCCUUUACACCUUCCUGGAUCUGGGGCAGGACA